Messenger RNA from Triticum urartu, 1644 nucleotides. The record is from RefSeq and is a predicted model, not a curated record. Lineage: Eukaryota; Viridiplantae; Streptophyta; Magnoliopsida; Poales; Poaceae.
UCGCUCGUCGGCGCCAUGGCCUUCUUCGCCGUCAAGAAGAUGACCAUGGAAGGGGCGAAGACGAGGCCCUCGGCGACAUUGAUGGAGGACCAUACUUCUACUUCCAGUGCCUACCCUUCCAAGCUGUUCGCCGAUGCACGUUACAUAUCACAGACAGUGAAGCUAGGAGCUUUGGGGAUCCCACCAUAUAGAUCAUUUUCUCUGGUCGAGCUCGAGGCCGCGACGAACAACUUCGCAAACUCUUGCCUGCUUGGGCAAGAUUCUUAUGGCGAGAUGUAUCUGGGGAAGCUAAGCAAUGGUGCCUCGGUGACAAUCAGGAGCCUCAAGGUUAAGAGGAACCAGAGCUCCCAAAGCUUCAACCGCCACAUCGAAACGAUAUCUAGGCUCAGGCAUCGGCACUUGGUCAGUGCUCUAGGGCACUGCUUUGAAUACGAUCUCGACGAAUCCACCGUGACCCAACUCUACCUCGUGUUCGAGUACGUGCAAAACGGGAACUUGAGGAGCAGGAUUUCGCAAGGAACUGAAGGACGGAAGCUUACCUGGGGGCAGAGGAUAUCAGCCGCCAUCGGCGUUGCCAAGGGCAUACAGUUCUUGCAUGGAGGGAUCAUACCUGGUCUGUUUGGGAAUAAUCUGAGGAUCAGCAACAUUCUUCUAGACCAAAACCAUGUCGCCAAAAUCGGCAGCUACAACAUUCCGAUCCUAGGAGAGGCUGCAAAACCUGAGGGAGGGGCUGGAAGCAGGCACCAAACUGACAGCACGAUGCUCGGCGACAAGAUUGACAUAUUUGAUUUCGGGGUGAUCCUGCUUGAGCUUGUGUCUGGAAAGCCCAUCACAUCCAUAUAUGAGGUGGAAAUAAUGAAGGAACUGCUGCUAUGGGCAAUGGCCGAGGAGGACAGGGCCAGGAGGAGGAGCUUCGUGGACCCGGCGGUGAGCAAGAGCUGUUCAGAGGAAUCACUGAGGACAGUCAUGGAGAUCUGCCUGAGGUGCCUGGCCAAGGAGGCGGUGCACCGGCCGUCGGUCGAGGACGUGCUCUGGAACCUCCAGUUCGCCACCCAGGUGCAGGACGACUGGGAGGGGGAGAUCCGGAGCGGCGACGGGUCCCCGGUGUCGUCGUCCCGGACCGCCAGGUCCUCCAGAUUCAGCAGAUAGAUGAUAAUAAACCAGCUGUUUCUCCCGUCCAAGUCAUCCAGCUCCCAGGAGGAUGGAUGAACAUGCAGCUGCCGGUGAUGAGUUGUCCUCCAGGAUGUGCAGAAAAGCAGGCUCCCAACUACUAGGGUUGUAUUUCUUCUGUCAGUGUAGAGCUUUCUUUUUCCUUUCAAUUCCUCUGUUGUUUCUCUACCUGAAGCCUUCAUCUCGGGAGCAAAUAUUCCUAUGUUUUUUCUCUAUGCUAGCAAUAAUAAUGUUGGGCAAGCAUCGUUCCUGCUUCUACCAAAACUAGCACAAAUACCAUUUGUAGAACACACCAAGUGUUUAAAGACUCGCAAGCAGCACCAACUUCUUAGCUAUAACAUAAAAUCUUUACAAUGGCUAUAACAUGCCUUAGUUCACCAAACAGGUCACAAGCACCGAAAAAACAAGAGGAGAUCAAGCACAGGGACACAACGGCCAUGGGGUUUUUCAAUGUUUUAAUUCGGUGGUACAGAC